Molecule: messenger RNA, 1870 nt
Organism: Manduca sexta (tobacco hornworm)
Lineage: Eukaryota; Metazoa; Arthropoda; Insecta; Lepidoptera; Sphingidae
Product: apoptosis-inducing factor 3-like
Cellular component (GO): cytoplasm
Molecular function (GO): flavin adenine dinucleotide binding; oxidoreductase activity, acting on NAD(P)H; 2 iron, 2 sulfur cluster binding
Source: RefSeq, a predicted model, not a curated record
UUUGACAGGCGCACACCCCGCAGACCGAAAAAUUCAAAACACUUUUACUAUGGUUGUAUUCAUUCACAACAGAAGUAGUGUUUUAGUAAGGAAGGUCGCGAAAUAUUUCGUCCAAGGUCCUACAAAUAAAAGCAGUAUGGGUAGUUCUUACUCGAGAUCAUACUCUCCGAACAAUGGUCAAAAUGGAAACUCAAAUGAAAGACGUGGUACGAUAUCCCGUAUGGAAUCCAGUAGCAAUUACGUGGAAUCCGUGGUGUGUAAAGAAAAUGACCUCAAAGACAACGAAAUGAAAGUGUUUGACAUUGGCGACCACGGAAAAGUGCUCUUGGUAAAACAGAAAGGCGAGUUUAAUGCUUUGGGUACAAAAUGUACGCAUUACGGAGCGCCCCUGGUGUCUGGCGCGUUAGCAGACGGCAGGGUGCGGUGUCAAUGGCACGGCGCCUGCUUCAACAUUAAGACAGGUGACAUCGAAGAUUUCCCAGGAUUCGACUCCCUGCCGUGCUACCAAGUAACCGUGACGGAGAAGGGAGAAGUUAAGGUGCGCAAAAUCAGCGAUUUGAAAUCUAACAAACGCAUCAAGGAUAUGGGAAUAGUCCCCUGCGAUGAUUCUGUCGUGGUGGUAGUGGGCGGCGGCCCCUCUGGCGCCACCUGUGCCGAGACGCUACGUAGUGAGGGAUAAGGACGGAUCAUUGUCGUCGCCAAAGAACCCCAUCUUCCGUACGACAGAAUUAAAGUAUCCAAAAUUGGUGUUGUAACCGAAAUUGAAAAGCUUCAAGUACGAUCUCAAGAUUAUUAUACUGAUGCCAACAUUGAAAUCCUGAAGGGAGUAGAAGCCACUAAGGUGGAAGCUAAUGAUAGACUGGUUCAUCUCAGUAACGGAACUAAACUUCGCUACAGCGCACUCUAUCUCGCGACCGGAUGCAAACCUCGGCCGAAUAGCCCCGGCAUCGACCUAAAGAAUAUAUUCACUGUGAGGAACUUUGAAGACGCCAUCAACAUUCUUACCACUUUGGGCUCUGAUAAAGAUAAAGACGUUGUUGUUCUCGGCCUGAGCUUCAUCGGACUCGAAACAGCCGCAUCGUGUAACGAUAAAGCAAAAUCUAUGACCGUCGUGGGCAAAGACAAAGCUCCGCUCGGCCAAAUAUUUGGUCAGGAAAUUGGGCACAGCCUAAAAAUAUUGUUCGAAGAUAAGGGUGUUAAGUUCCACUUUGAAACCACAAUAACCAAAUGUAACGGUGAGAAUGGCGUGAUAAAAUCAGUGGAGCUGGCUAACGGAACCGUCCUGCCCGCAGAUAUGCUCAUUUUGGGCGUGGGUUCAACAUUCAACACCGAUUUCCUAAAUGAUAGUGCUAUCAACAUGGAAGCAAACGGUGCGGUCACCGUCAACGAUAAGUUGGAAACUAACGUGAAACAUGUUUUCGCCGGGGGUGAUAUCGCGUAUGCGCCGGUAGCUGCGUAUGGGAAUAAGCACAUGAGCAUAGGACACGUCGGUUUGUCGCAGUACCAUGGGCGUAUUGCUGCUCUCAACAUACUAAAGAAAGAAACGCCUCUAAGAACUGUCCCUUACUUCUGGACGAUGCUGUUCGGCAAGUCAAUACGGUACGCUGGCUGCGGCAGGCCAGCUAGCUCGAUGAUCGACGGAAACGUAGACGAAUUGAAGUUCGUAAUAUUCUUCUUCGAUGAGUCCGACAAAGUGAUAUCCGUGGCGUCGUGCAUGCGAGACCCCGUCGUUUCACAGUUUGCCGAGUUUCUGUAUCAAGGCAAGUCACUAUACAAGAAAGAUUUAAAAGACGACCCUUUCGCUUGGACGAAGAACAUACACUAAGCUAAUCUGCAACGGCGACGCAUUUCAAAGUAUACAUUGGAGAAA